AUGGCAGAAAGAGCUAACAGGAGUUCUAACAAGAGUGCAAUCCACAAUGUUUCUUCUGCAACUGUUCGCAGAAGAGUGGGGGAUCUCAGCACUUCACUUCAAAGAAUGAGCAUCGAAGAGCGCAAAGAAAGAACAGGCAACUUCACUUACAUCAGUGAAAGACCAAUUGGCAAUGGAAGCUUUGGUGUCGUUUAUCAAGCAAUGGUCGCAGAAACAGGUGAAACAGUUGCUAUAAAGAAAGUUUUUCAAGACCGCAGAUAUAAGAACAGAGAGCUUCAAAUUAUGAAAGAGCUGCAUCAUCCAAACGUGAUUGGUAUGCGCCAUGCCUUUUAUGUAACAGGAGAUAAGCCUGACGACCUUUACUUAAAUGUGGUUAUGGACUAUAUCCCUGAAACUGCAUAUAGUGUGAUUAAACAUUAUAGAAGGAUGAAGCAAUCAGUCCCUAUCCUUUUGUUGAAGCUUUAUAGCUAUUCCUAAAUAGCUAAAUAUUAUCUAUUUUUUUAUAUAAAAAUAAAGAGUUAUCUACUAAGCCUCAAGGAAUAUCAAAUGAUGAGAGCUUUAGCUUAUAUUCAUCAAUUAGGAAUUUGUCAUAGAGACAUUAAGCCUCAAAAUAUCCUUAUCGACACAAAUACACACAUUUUAAAAAUCUGUGAUUUUGGGUCAGCAAAAAAACUUAUCAAAGGAGAGCCAAAUGUAAGCUAUAUAUGUUCAAGGUAUUAUAGAGCACCUGAGCUUAUUUUUGGAUCAACUGAUUAUACAGGGGUUAUUGAUGUGUGGAGCACUGGCUGCGUAAUUGCAGAGAUGCUGUUAGGGCAGCCAAUAUUCCCUGGUGAAAGUGGCGUCGAUCAACUUGUAGAAAUCAUUAAAAUUUUAGGAACUCCAACAAGAGAGCAAAUACUAGACAUGAACCCAAAUUACACUGAGUUUAGAUUCCCCCAAAUCAGGCAGCAUCCUUGGAAUAGAGUUUUUAAGGCAAGAACGCCUCAAGAUGCCAUUGAUUUUAUUUCAAGCUUGCUAGUUUAUUCUCCUCAGCUUCGUCCUACCCCAAUGCAAGCUUUAUUACACCCUUUCUUUGAUGAAUUAAGAGACCAAAAUACGACACUUCCUAAUGGAGAAAGAAUGCCUGAUUUAUUUAAUUUUACUCAAGAGGAAAUAGCAUCUACAACGCCAGAUGUGAUACAGAGACUGAUUCCUUCAUGGUACGCAAAUAGUUAA
Messenger RNA from Blepharisma stoltei, 1215 nucleotides. Lineage: Eukaryota; Ciliophora; Heterotrichea; Heterotrichida; Blepharismidae. The record is from the annotation of a GenBank genome assembly.